AUGGACCCGACUGACUCGGCAGUGAAGAAUGCCGCUGAUCGAGCCGACGCUGCCCGACGGCGAUCACGGUCGUGCGUGACAGAGUUGGAGAUUCUCCUGGACCGCUUCGAGGCAAGAAUCGGGUGGCAAUCGCAGGCAUCCGGCUUGUCCGCCUGGUUGCGCGAGGCGAAGAAAACGCAAGGGUGCCUCGAGCACCUAGUGGACGAGCUCUCGACCGCGUCGCCGACGGAUGCGGCCGCGCUGGAGUCGAUCGGAACGAGGCUCGACGCUCGCUCCGUCGACGCCUCUCACGCCGAAACUCACUGGGACAUCCUCAAGCGCUGCCGCUCCCUCGUGGCCGUCAACCGAUCCUUCCAGGGCUCGACGAGGGACGACCGCAACGAGCACAUCUCCAACAUGGCCGUCCGCGGCCGGGAGAGGCAGCUCUUGCAUCGAGCCAUGAAGGAACAGGGCAAGGUUGACGUCGACGUCGUCGAAGCCGGCAGCGAGUGGCUCGACAUCAAGACCCUGCACACCGACAGGCUGCUGCGACAGAUGACGGACAGCGGAUGGGCGUGGGGCGACCACGAGAUCGGGGAUCCCGUCGACGCGCAAGAGUGGGAAGACGUGCCGCUGGCAAAGCAUGUCAAACGAUUGGUGGCGGCGGCCAAAAGGAAUCGGCACGAAUACCGGAUCCCGCGCGUCCGUGUGGUGCUGCCAAACAUUGCCCGUGGCAUCAAGGACAUCGAUGUCCUGCUGCAUCGACUGUGCCACUUGGACCCGGCCGUUCACGUCAUCAUCGAGGACCAGCGUGGCCACUUCCUUGGAACCGCGGCCCCGGUCGUCGACGAAGCCAUCGUGAACCUUCUCGGGCCCGAGUUUGACUCUCUCACCGCGUCCUUGAACUUGGAUCACACCAUCCUCAUCGACCUCAGCUCCGACAUCACCCAUCGCCGGCUCGAGGCCCAGAAGUGGCAGCCUGAAACGACGAGGUUGCAGAUCGAGGAGGAGGCAAGGCACGACGGCUUCAUGGUCAAGACGCUCUAUCCCGCCCUCGACGGCCGGACCCUUGUCUGUACCAAGGAGGCUGCCGAGCACUUUCACACAAUUCUCGACAGCGUCGGCACGAGCACGGAACGAGCGCGUGGCCGGCUCCUCGUGCCCGUGGACGAGGAGACUAGGAAGUUGAGCCAAGCCGACAUCAGGUCUCGAUUCCAGCGCCUGUCAAUCCACCACCUCCCGCCCGCCGUCCAGAUUCCCAUUCGUAUUCUCGACGAAGGAUGGGACUGGGAGAGCGUCAACCGUGCCGUCUUGCAGAAACGUCUGCCCCGCGUGGCGCUCGAUGUGGCCCGUUGUGGUCGUCUCAAGAGCUCCAAACUGUCCAUCUACAUGCACGGGUGGGCGUCAGGCAUGACGACCAUCACGUCGAACAAGGAGGUGCGCGGCCAGAUACGGACCUGGCUGGAGAAGAACCGGCGCCAUCAUAGCGACUGCGGCCCCAGAAUCUGGAGCAUCGGCGUCACGAGGAACUUGCUGGCAAAGAGCGCGACGCCACCGGCCGGCGUAUGA
Molecule: messenger RNA, 1548 nt
Organism: Drechmeria coniospora
Lineage: Eukaryota; Fungi; Ascomycota; Sordariomycetes; Hypocreales; Ophiocordycipitaceae
Exons: 1
Coding region: 1-1548 (515 amino acids)
Source: RefSeq, a predicted model, not a curated record